AUGGUCAACGUUCCAAAGACUCGCAAGACCUACUGCAAGGGCAAGGACUGCCGCAAGCACACCCAGCACAAAGUCACCCAGUACAAGGCCGGCAAGGCCUCGUUAUUCGCUCAGGGAAAGAGACGUUAUGACCGAAAACAAUCCGGUUAUGGUGGUCAGACAAAGCCUGUGUUCCACAAGAAGGCAAAGACAACAAAGAAGAUCGUUUUGAGAUUGGAAUGCGUUAACUGCAAGACAAAGCUUCAGCUGGCGUUGAAGCGAUGUAAGCACUUCGAAUUGGGUGGCGACAAGAAGACAAAGGGUGCCGCUCUUGUUUUCUAA
Orbilia oligospora ATCC 24927 is the source of this 321-nucleotide messenger RNA. RefSeq lists its product as uncharacterized. Gene Ontology annotation, biological process: translation. The record is from RefSeq and is a predicted model, not a curated record. The transcript has 4 exons. Gene Ontology annotation, cellular component: ribosome; cytosolic large ribosomal subunit. NCBI's taxonomy places the organism in Eukaryota, Fungi, Ascomycota, Orbiliomycetes, Orbiliales, Orbiliaceae. Bases 1 to 321 code for a protein of 106 amino acids. Gene Ontology annotation, molecular function: structural constituent of ribosome.